ACCAAAGGUAGCGGGAAUACCACCACGCACGGGCACCAUGCCCAUCGUCCAGUUUGCGCCCUUCUCCUCGCUCGUCCAGCCGUCCUUCUGGCACGAGCUCACAAAGCUCAAGAUCGAUGUCCUCAAGCUGUCCGACGAGAGCCUGUCCAUUCACGGCCACUACUCGGCUGGGAAGACAAUCAAGGAUCGCGAGACCGGCAACGAUAUCGCGCUGGGCUGCAACCUGAGUGUCGGAGAGGACGCGUUUAGCAAGGAAUUCCACGCACCGCCGAACGCGGUUCCGGCUACUGGCGUCUUCAAGAACUACAACACGAUCGAAGAGUUCAAGGCUGCGGACAAGACCGCGCUGUUCAACAAGGUUGCAGAUGAGAUCUGGGCAGCCGUCAUGACCAACAAGGACCCUUCCAUCCUCAACCGUUUCCUCCUCAUCGCGUAUGCAGACCUGAAAAAGUACAAGUACUACUACUGGUUCGCCUUUCCUGGCUUCGUAGCGAAGCCUGCAUGGGAGAUCACGGAUGGCUGGAGAGCGGCGGAUACAGUGCUAUCUUAUGAAGCGAUGAAAGCUAUCCAUGACGAUCUGGCCAAGUCCCUGAAGCCCUACUUCCUGGUCCGCACGAACGGCAAGGUGCCCGAGGUGGCGUCCGUAGAGAGGUAUGAGGAUUUCUUUGCAGGUGUGCCGCCGUCUUCGCAACUCGUCGGCUUCCUGGACCCCUCCGCCAUCCCCGAGAACCCCGGCUGGCCCCUGCGCAACCUCCUCGCGUACCUGCGCUCCCUCUCGCCCGCCACCACCGCCUCCCUGCGCGUCCUCUGCUGGCGCGACACCGAGCCCCCGCACGCCGGCUCCGGCUGGCGCUCGCGCUUCGGGGUCGUCGAGGCGGGCGUGCCGCAGGAGGCAACGGAUGCUCGCCCGAGCGCGGUGGGGUGGGAGAAGAACGUGCAGGGGAAGCUGGGCCCGCGCGUGGCGGACCUCGCGCCGAUGAUGGACCCGACGAGACUCGCCGACCAGGCUGUGGACCUCAACCUGAAGCUGAUGCGCUGGCGCAUCCUGCCCGCGCUCGACCUCGACAGGAUCGCGGCGACAAAGUGCCUCCUGCUGGGCGCGGGGACGUUGGGGUGCUACGUCUCGCGCACGCUCAUGGGCUGGGGCGUGCGCAAGAUCACGUUCGUCGACUCGGCGCGCGUGUCGUUCUCGAACCCCGUGCGGCAGCCGCUGUUCGAGUUCGAGGACUGCCUCGACGGGGGCAAGCCCAAGGCCGCGUGCGCCGCGGCACGACUAAAGAAGAUCUUCCCGGGCGUCGACGCGGCGGGGUAUAACCUCUCCAUCCCGAUGCCGGGCCACCCCGUCCCGCCGGGCUCGGUCGAGCAGACGAAGAAGGACGUCGCGCAGCUCGAGAAGCUCUUUGACGAGCACGACGCUGUUUUCUUGCUCAUGGAUUCCCGGGAGAGUCGCUGGCUGCCAACAGUUCUGGGAGCCUCCAAGGGGAAGAUUGUCAUGAACGCCGCGCUCGGAUUCGACACGUUCCUCGUGAUGCGCCACGGCCCCCGCGCUGCGACGUCCGCCGGAACGCGCCUGGGCUGUUACUACUGCAACGACAUCGUCGCCCCCGCAGACUCUCUGACUGACCGGACGCUCGACCAGAUGUGCACGGUCACGCGCCCGGGGCUCGCCUCCAUAGCAGCGUCGACGGCGGUGGAGCUGUUGGCUUCGCUCCUGCAGCACCCCGACGGCAUCCGAGCGCCCGCCCCGCCACCCCAGCCGGGGAACGCGCUGCCAGAUCCAGGGACCUCCGGGAGCAUCCUCGGGCUGGUGCCGCAUCAGCUGCGCGGAUUCCUCGCCCAGUUCAGGAACAUGCUCAUCACCGGUGCGGCGUAUGAUCGGUGCACCGGGUGCAGCGAGACGGUGCUCAAGGCGUACGAGGAGCGCGGCUUUGCGAUGCUCCUCCAGGCGUUCAACGAGCCGGGGUACCUGGAGGAGCUUACCGGGCUGAGCAAGCUGCACGACGAGGGCGAGGCGAUCAUGGAAAGCGUCGACUGGGACGAGGACGACGAGUGACGAAUAAGGAUAGGAUUCAAUGUACGAUGAUACCCUCAAUGUGCGGAUUCUUUGUAUCAGCUGUCUUCUUCUGAUUGUAUCAAUCAAUGCUAUCGGUAUCGGGCGCUCGAUCACACGAUUCAGAUUGU
Gloeophyllum trabeum ATCC 11539 is the source of this 2181-nucleotide messenger RNA. Its product is annotated as E1-like protein-activating. Gene Ontology annotation, biological process: autophagosome assembly; piecemeal microautophagy of the nucleus; autophagy of mitochondrion. Bases 38 to 2053 code for a protein of 671 amino acids. Gene Ontology annotation, cellular component: cytoplasm; phagophore assembly site. The record is from RefSeq and is a predicted model, not a curated record. The transcript has 11 exons. Lineage: Eukaryota; Fungi; Basidiomycota; Agaricomycetes; Gloeophyllales; Gloeophyllaceae. Gene Ontology annotation, molecular function: Atg8 activating enzyme activity; Atg12 activating enzyme activity.